Messenger RNA from Nicotiana tabacum (common tobacco), 1180 nucleotides. NCBI's taxonomy places the organism in Eukaryota, Viridiplantae, Streptophyta, Magnoliopsida, Solanales, Solanaceae. The record is from RefSeq and is a predicted model, not a curated record.
CCUCCCCCACAUUUUCACUCAGCUUCUCCAUAGCUACAGAGCUUUUUCUCUCCAUUUAUUUUCUUUUCUUCUUCAAUUUUAGAUUGAAACAUGGGCAAGGGACCUGGACUUUACUCCGAUAUCGGCAAGAGGGCCCGAGAUCUUCUGUACAGGGACUACCAGACUGACCACAAAUUCACAAUUACUACCUACUCUCCUACUGGAGUUGCUAUUACAUCAUCAGGACUGAAGAAAGGUGAUCUAUUUCUGGCUGAUGUUAACACUCAAUUGAAGAACAAGAAUGUUACAACAGAUAUAAAAGUAGACACAAACUCAAAUCUUUUGGCAACUGUUACGGUUGAUGAAGCUGCUCCUGGGUUGAAGACAAUUCUUAGCUUCAGAAUUCCUGAUCAGAGUUCUGCAAAGCUGGAAGUUCAAUAUUUGCAUGACUAUGCUGGGAUUAGCACCAGUCUUGGGUUGACAGCUAACCCCAUUGUCAACUUCUCUGGUGUUGUGGGAACUAAUCUUCUCUCUCUGGGAACUGAUCUAUCCUUUGACACCAAGGUGGGAGCUAUCACCAAGUGUAAUGCAGGCUUGAGCUUCACAAAUACCGACCUCAUUGCUUCUUUGAAUCUGAAUGACAAGGGAGACGCGUUGAGUGCAUCGUACUACCACAUAGUCAGUCCCCUGACUAUGACUGCUGUUAGUGCUGAGGUGACACACAGCUUCUGUACCAAUGAGAACACCAUCACUGUUGGAACUCAGCAUCAGUUGGAUCCUUUGACCACUGUGAAGGCAAGAGUUAACAACCUUGGCAAGGCAAAUGCUCUGAUCCAACAUGAGUGGCGUCCAAAGUCACUCUUCACCAUCUCAGGAGAAGUGGACACCAAAGCUGUUGACAAAAGUGCCAAAUUUGGACUGGCCUUGGCUCUCAAGCCAUAGGACAAUCACCUAUAGACAUGGGGUUCUAGUUAGAAGACUUGUUUGUGGCAAUUUAUUUGGUGGUUCUGGACUGUAAAAAUAAUUCUAGGGUGGUUGCUUCAACCAACGUCUUUGUCAUUUUGAGUUCGUACAUUCUUAUUCCCCUUUUUUGAAACUGAUGAUGGGUGCCCCUUAUCCCUAAACACUUGAGAGGUUUCUGCUCGAGAUUUUAGUCCGAUUAAAAGCAUCAAUUUUUGAAGAUCAUCAUCUGUUUAAGGUU